This is a messenger RNA of Pistacia vera, 2596 nucleotides long. Its product is annotated as receptor-like protein 46. The transcript has a single exon. Gene Ontology annotation, molecular function: protein binding. NCBI's taxonomy places the organism in Eukaryota, Viridiplantae, Streptophyta, Magnoliopsida, Sapindales, Anacardiaceae. The record is from RefSeq and is a predicted model, not a curated record. Bases 94 to 2538 code for a protein of 814 amino acids. Gene Ontology annotation, cellular component: plasma membrane.
AAGUUUAAUCCUUCAGGUUGACCCCUCUUAUCUACUGAAGCUACUACUUAAACAAGUACAGUUCAGGCAUUGAAAUUCUCAGAAUACAAGGCAAUGGCCAACUUAAGCCUACUUUUUGCAACACUCUUGAUUUUAGAUAUCUUGCACAACUCUUGUCUGUGUUGCCCCCAAGAUCAGAAAGCAGCUCUCCUGGAGUUCAAGAGGUUGGUAGUUGGAGACUUGGGUAAUACUUCUGUGGAGAUGUCACUUGGAGGCUUAGAGACAUGGAAUUCUAGUACAGAUUGUUGUCAAUGGAAUCGAGUACGAUGCCAUUCUCGUUCAUCAUCACAGGAAGUUACUGGUCUUGAUCUUUAUUCUCUUUUGGCUUCAGUGGCGUUGAAAACCAGUUUCAGUUCCAGUGUUUUGACACCAUUGUUUCGUAUAAGAACUCUCAUGUUGCUUGAUAUAUCUGCCAAUUCUGUACAAGGUGAAAUUCCAGGAACUGGUUUUUCUAAUUUAUCCAACCUGGUGUAUCUUGACAUGUGGCAGAAUAGCUUCAAUGGUUCCAUUCCUCCUCAGUUAUUACAUCUGAGGCAUCUAGAGUACCUUGAUCUUAGUAAUAAUUUGAUCGAGGGGACAAUAAGUAACGAUGUCGUUGGCCUUAAGAGUUUGAAGCAGUUGAUCUUAGAUGAAAAUUUUAUCCGUGGAGAGAUUCCUGCAGGGAUUGGAAACCUCACAGAGCUGCAUAAACUGUCACUUCGUGGGAACAAGUUCUCAGGAUGGAUACCAUCGUCAGUGUUGCAACUGAGGGAGCUAGAAAUACUGGACCUGGAGAACAAUGCACUGUCUGGAGAGAUUCCAAAUGAUAUUGGAACAUUGGUGAAUAUUUCAACUCUGAAAUUAAACAAGAAUUCAUUGACUGGUGAAAUUCCACUAUCAUUUCAAAACAUGACCAAGUUAGAAGCACUUCACUUGGAUAACAAUCUUCUCUCUGGUGAGAUACCGACAUGGCUUUUCGAUCUUCAGGAGAUGAAGGAUUUGCACCUUGGAGGAAACAGACUUACAUGGAACAACAAUGUCACUCUGGUUCCAAAGUGUAUGCUACUUGAGUUAUCAUUGAGAUCCUGCAAUCUCAGUGGGCAAAUUCCUAUCUGGCUUUCCAAUCAGACUGCGCUUACAUUCUUGGACCUGAGUGAGAAUGAACUUGAAGGAGCUUUCCCUCAAUGGCUGGCUGAGCUAAAUGUUGGAACUCUUAUUUUAUCAGAUAACAGAUUGAUUGGUUCUGUGCCUCCUAGUUUGUUCCAAUCUCGAAACUUAUCAGUCCUUGCUUUAUCGAGGAACAACUUUUCCGGGGAAUUGCCAGAAACUAUUGGUGAGACCACUUCAAUCAUGAUACUUAUGUUGUCUAGUAACAAUUUUUCUGGGACAGUGCCAAAAUCCAUCUCAAAUAUUUACCGAUUGUUGUUGCUGGACUUGUCGAAAAACAGCUUUUUUGGUGAGUUUCCGGUAUUUGGUCCCAUGGCAUUACUUGCUUACAUUGAUAUAUCUUCCAAUAGAUUCUCUGGUCAGGUUCCAUCAACUUUUGGUCUGUACACAAUGAUGCUCUCACUGAGCGAAAAUGAAUUCUCCGGAAAGUUACCUCAAAAUCUAAGUGAACUAAGCCAGCUUGAACACCUUGAUCUUCAUGACAACAAUAUCACAGGAGAAUUUCCACCAUUUCUCUCACAGCUAUCCUCUCUUCAAGUACUUAAUCUCCGGAACAAUUCCCUGGAAGAUUCAGUCUCUGAUGAUCUAUCAACCCUCAGCAGUCUCCGAAUCCUAGAUCUCUCCAACAAUAAACUUACAGGAAAAAUCUCUCCAACCCUUGGAAAUCUCCUUGGAAUGAUAGAUACUCCUGAUACCCUAUCAAAACUUCCUGAAAUAUUCGCCUUUCCGGUUGAAAUCAACGACUUGGUAGUAAACUGGAAGAGGUCAAAACAAGGCCUCUCUAGCAACAACCUGGAGCUCUAUUCUUUUUUCGACCUGUCAAUGAACGGAUUAUCUGGUGAAAUACCAUCAUCCUUAGGCAGUCUUAAAGGGCUAAAACUCCUCAACCUCUCCUACAAUGAACUCCAGGGCAAAAUCCCCUCAACCUUGGGCGACUUGGCAAGUUUAGAGACCUUGGAUUUGUCACAUAACAGCCUUUCUGGUGAAAUACCAAAAACUUUUUCCAGGCUCCAGGAACUGAACACCUUAGACUUGAGUAACAACAAGCUGUCAGGAAAAAUUCCCGAGGGCCCUCAAAUGAACACACUGGUUGAACAAAACAUUUAUGCAAACAACAGUGGAUUGUGUGGCGUGCAAAUCCAGGUGAUCUGUCCUGAAGAUUUGCAGCCACCUGAUGAAUCCCAGGAGAGUAAGAGCAAUGAAACAAGAUGGUUUUCAUGGAUGGCUGCUGGGAUAGGCUACCCAGUUGGGUUCCUCUGGGCAAUUAUUAUUAUGUAUGUUGUUGGUUAUUUCAAUGUUGCUAAUCGGUUUCAUCAUAGACUAAGACUGUGCUUUGGAAAUUGUAAUCUGUAAUGUCUUGUAUGUGAUUUUGAAGUUCAAUAAUUGAAAGAAGUGUUGGGAAAAUUAUAUU